Messenger RNA from Amaranthus tricolor (Joseph's coat), 1737 nucleotides. Its product is annotated as protein LAZY 1-like. The transcript has 5 exons. The coding region runs from base 258 to 1394 and encodes 378 amino acids. The record is from RefSeq and is a predicted model, not a curated record. Lineage: Eukaryota; Viridiplantae; Streptophyta; Magnoliopsida; Caryophyllales; Amaranthaceae. Gene Ontology annotation, biological process: gravitropism; regulation of auxin polar transport.
UGGAGAAAUAAUUCACCAAUGACAAAUGAAACCCGACCAGGAAGUUGUAUGCUUCUCCGUGUCCUUAUGUUUGUCUUCUUCUAGGAAGGUCAGAGCUAGAAUCAUGGAUAUGUUUUACCAUCUUAGUUAUAAUGAAGGGUAUCUCAUUGUUCAGAAAACUGUAACCUUUUUAUACAACAUACUUCUUUCUAACAUUCCUGCAGCGAAACAGGAAAAAAAAAAAAAACUGAUCAGAUAUUGGCUUCAAGAACGAAAAGAUGAAGUUACUGACUUGGAUGCAUCGCAAGUUUCGGCAAGGUAAUGGUGAAACACUAAAGGAAUUUCCCAUUGGGCAGCAAGUGCUUGAUGAUCCUAAUUUCUAUCAAAAGCAAAACCAAGGGAGAAAACGAAGAGCGUCAUUUACGAGUGUUGAUGCGACAAAGUGUGUAGAACUUGAAAGAAAAGCAUCAUCAGCCGAUGCGUAUCCUGAAUACUUUGAAGGAUUUCUAGCAAUCGGCACCUUUGGGAUGACAGAUACUGUCAUCUCAGAGCCGGAGACACCAACAUUUGCAGUGUCAAUUGAAAAGCUGGCGGAAGGAGAGGCAGAAGUGACAGAGAAUGAAUUGAGGCUCAUCAAUGAUGAGUUAGAGAGGGUGCUUGCUGCUGAAGCUAAAGAUGAUGGUUGGACAGAUUCUUCUGGAAGAAACAGUCAUGUUAGCAAUGGAAGAAUUAGUCAUGCAAGCACCAUAACUCUCAGUGGCAAGUCACUGGAAAUUCCAGAAAGCACAGUAGUCACUGGAAAUAAUCUGAUGUACUGUCCUCUUCAAGAGUAUCUGUUGGGAUCAGCUGUAGAAUUGCCAGAGAAAGCAGCAGAACCGAAAAAAGAGAACAGGACAUCGUUGGGUGAGCUAUUUGAAAAGCACAAAGCAAAGGAAGUCUCUGAGAAUAAGUACAAAAAAGGGGAGAAGAGGGAAGAUUAUAAAGAAGGUGAUAAGACUGCUUCCAUGAAUCUCAUGAAAAAAAUACUGAUGAAGAAGAAAAGUGCACUGCAAUCUGCUCUGAAGAACUCUUCUGCCAUUACUCGGGGAAAUGCUGAAACUACGUCCACAGAGACAAAACUGUGCAAGAUCCUUCAGAAAUUUCACAAGAAAGUGCAUCCGGAAUACGUUAUAUCCACAGAAAAGUCGGGCAAAAUGCACAAGGCCGAGAUCAAGGACAUGAUGCCCUGCAAUGGAGGCUACUACAAGGAUGAGCAUGGAUUUCCAGAUGAGAAAACAGGUAGAAAUGGAUAUAUCCUUCGCAGGAACAGCAUCUCUAAUCCAACUCAGUUCAUAGAUCAGGAUGGGAGUGAUUCAAAUGGGAGCAGGGAGUUCUGGAUCAAAACUGAUGCAGAUUACCUUGUUUUGGAGCUCUAGAAAGAAAUUGCAGUGAUGCAGCUACAGCAACUCCAUCAUGACUCAUGAAGAACUAUGAUACGUCAUAUGUGUGUAAUGCUAUAUUUUUAGGAUAAAAUCUCCUAGCAUAUUUGUUAAGUAUAUUGAGUGGUUGAGUUUGAAGACACAUAAUAACAUGAACUCUGGUUUGAAACUACGAAAGAUCAUUCAUCAGUCUAUGUAAUAGUAUUAUAGUCGUGUUUGCGUCUCAGCAAUUGUGAUUUACGUUAUGCUUGGCAUUAUAGCAAUAAAUUAUAUUCCUAUUUCCGAAACAAAUGCUUUGAGUAGUCAAAUUUUACAUUAUGAAAUCCAUCAACUUUUCUCA